AUGGGUACUCCCACUCCCCACUCCGGUUUCAUCACCACGCCUGGCGGUGCCCGCCUGCGGUACACCCAAGAAGGACCGUCUUCUGCUCCCAAUCUCCUCCUCAUCCCCGGUUGGGCGCAGACAGCGGCUCAAUUCAAGAAACAAGUCGACCACUUCAGUGCCAACUUCCGCGUGACCACGUACGAUCACCGCGGGCAGGGCGAGUCGGACAAGCCGGCCUUUGGCUAUCGCAUUUACCGGCUCGCCGCUGAUCUGGAGGCCCUUCUCACACAGCUGGACCUGCGAGACGUCAUCAUGCUCGGCCAUUCGAUGGGAUGCUCUGUCAUCUGGGCGUACUGGGACAUCUUCCCCCACGACAGGAUCUCGAAACUGGUGCUCGUGGACCAGGCCCCGAUACUUACGGCCAACCCGGCCUGGUCUGCCGAGGAAGCGGCCGGCUACGCUGCAAUCUUCUCGCCCGCGGCAGUCUUCGAGUUUACGAACAGUUUGGCGGGGCCCGACGGCAAAGCGGCCUGUGCUGCGUUGGUGAAGAGUUUCUUCACCGCCCAGGUCGAUCCGACAGAUCUGGACUGGAUGCUGGAACGCACCUUGAAGAUGCCGUUGGCAGCCGCUGCGCAACUUUUCAUCAACCACGCCGGGAUGGACUGGAGGGACGUCAUCCCCAGGAUCGACGUCCCGACGUUGGUGGUUGCUGCGGAGGGCAGCUUGCUUCCUACUAAGGGGUUGGCAUGGAUCGCGCAGAAGAUACCGGGGGCGAAGGUGGAGGUAUUCAAGAAAGAAGACGGAGGCAGUCACUUCAUGCUUUGGGAGAAUGCGAAUGAAUUUAAUAAAAGAGUUGCGGCCUUUCUGACCGACGAGGGAACUGAGGAGAGCCGAUAA
Molecule: messenger RNA, 879 nt
Organism: Anthostomella pinea
Lineage: Eukaryota; Fungi; Ascomycota; Sordariomycetes; Xylariales; Xylariaceae
Source: the annotation of a GenBank genome assembly